Molecule: messenger RNA, 610 nt
Organism: Aspergillus caelatus
Lineage: Eukaryota; Fungi; Ascomycota; Eurotiomycetes; Eurotiales; Aspergillaceae
Product: mitochondrial 37S ribosomal protein uS14m
Exons: 3
Coding region: 42-383 (113 amino acids)
Biological process (GO): translation
Cellular component (GO): ribosome; mitochondrial small ribosomal subunit
Molecular function (GO): structural constituent of ribosome
Source: RefSeq, a predicted model, not a curated record
AUCCAGACUCUUGCAGUUCACCAGCUACGGAAAAAUACAGCAUGUCGCUCUUCAGGUCCAAGCGCUUGGACCUUAGCGGGUUUAUCAACGCCCGUGUCAUCCGUGACCACACUAAGCGGAAGGUUUUCGAGCAGCACGAGCCUGAACGUCAAGCUCUCCGUUACAUCAUCCGCAACACCUCCCUCCCACAACGUACCCGUGCCCAGGCUCAAUUGCAGCUUUCCCAGAUGCACGCCUACACCCGGCCCACUCAGAUCAAAAACCGCUGUGUGGCGGGUGGUAUUGCUCGAAGUGUGAUUCGUGACUUCAGAAUUGCUAGAUACCAAUUCCGUCAACAGGCACUGGCUGGUGAACUACCUGGUGUGAAGAAGGCCAGUUGGUAGUGUAUCCAUAUACCUCGGAUUGUUAUUAUUAUGUUCAUGGCUACUGGAUCAGCCGGUUUACACGAGGGCGUUUAAUUCUAUAUUUUUUUUUUGAGAAAGAUGUACAAUAUAUCAACUGCCGGGUUUCAAUAGACGAUACGUGUGGACGUUUCUUCGCGGAUUACGACUUCUUUGUUUAUAUCAAGUGCUCGCUACCGUCUGCUAAGUAUUCCAGAAAUGAGGUAUAC